Messenger RNA from Nycticebus coucang (slow loris), 4851 nucleotides. It is a transcript of the gene INKA2, whose product is annotated as inka box actin regulator 2. Gene Ontology annotation, molecular function: protein kinase binding; protein serine/threonine kinase inhibitor activity. Gene Ontology annotation, cellular component: nucleus. The record is from RefSeq and is a predicted model, not a curated record. Lineage: Eukaryota; Metazoa; Chordata; Mammalia; Primates; Lorisidae. The transcript has 2 exons. Bases 163 to 1035 code for a protein of 290 amino acids.
CGGGUUGCGAGCAGAGGCUUCGCGCAGCUCUGCGCCAGGUGCAGGGGAUCCGCACCGUGAACUCGCCGAGCGCGCAGUUUUCACUGGCGACAGGGUUCCCACCCCGGGACUCUCUUGUGGAGCGGAGCCCGACAAAUGGGCGCGUGAAGGAGAGCAGGGGAAAUGGACUGCUAUUUGCGCCGCCUCAAACAGGAGCUGAUGUCCAUGAAGGAGGUGGGUGAUGGCUUACAGGAUCAGAUGAACUGCAUGAUGGGUGCACUACAAGAACUGAAGCUUCUACAGGUGCAGACAGCUUUGGAACAACUGGAGAUCUCUGGAGGAGGGCCUGUGCCAGGCUUCCCUGAAAGUCCUGGGAUACAGCCAGAGCACCCUCGAGGGGAGAGCAGCAGAGGUCCUGCUGGGCCCGUGGCCUAUUCCCCUGCCAGUCAACCUUCUCUUGGCACCAGCAGGUUUCCAUCCCAUGGGGAUGUCUGUGAGAGGGAGUUAGUCCCCCUGCCCAGGACACAGUUGCCGAACCACAGCUGUGUCCACCAGGGGCCAGAGCAGGUAGAACCGGAUGACUGGACUUCCACACUGAUGUCCCGGGGCCGGAAUCGACAGCCUCUGGUGUUAGGAGACAACGUUUUUGCGGACCUAGUGGGAAACUGGCUUGACUUGCCGGAAGUGGAGAAGGGUGGGGAGAAGGGUGAGACUGGGGGAGUGGGCAAGCCCAAACGGGAGAAAGGCCAGCCUCGGGAGUUGGGCCGCAGGUUCGCCCUCACAGCGAACAUCUUUAGGAAGUUCUUGCGUAGCGUGCGGCCUGACCGUGACCGGCUGCUGAAGGAGAAACCAGGCUGGGUGACACCUGCAGUCUCUGAGCCCCGAGUGGGACGCUCCCAGAAGGUCAAGAAGCGGGGCCAUUCUAAGGGUUCUGGACACUUCCCCUUCCCAGGCACGGGGGAGCACAGACGAGGGGAAAACUCCUCCACAAGCUGCCCUAAGGCUCUGGAACCUUCACCCUCUGGCUUUGAUAUUAACACAGCUGUUUGGGUAUGAAUCCUAGAGACAGGAAGUUGACUGACCUGAAAGGGCCAGCCCCCCGCCCCCACCAUUUCUGGGCCCCUGGGGAGGGGGGGGGGAGGCAAUAUAGCUUUCAAAAGCUCAACUCCAAGUUCAUUUUCCCCAGAAAGGAGGGAGAAGCCAGAGUCGCCAGAGCAGAGCUGAAGGGAAUGUGGUUGGGAGAGGCUGUCUCAGGGGCUGGUUAGGGGGAGAGGUUAAGAGUCAGAGAGAGAGAGAGUGUGUGUCUUGCUCACUUUGGGUCUGGAGGUGACCCUACGGGAGAGCAGAAGGAAACCAGGACAUCCCUCUGACAUUUGUCCAGUGCCCCCAAAGACCUCAGUUGAACAUUCUGGAUGGAAAAGGGCACUGGAGCCUCAGGUUCCCCCAGAGAGGCCACCAAGAAAGACCCAUCUCUGAUGCGCCAACCUUUUAACACAUCCCUGGCACAAGACUGAACCCAGCCCCCCUGGGAGUCAGAGCAGUAGGGAAGCAAAACACAUCCCUGUUUAUAGUUGCCUUUGAGGUUUCAGCCCAGACCUGGCCUCCGAGAGAGGAGCUGAAUGAGCACAGUGUGGAAGGAGCAGCUGGGGAAGCCCCCACAUUCCUCUGUCUACCCAAAUGCACAGGGCAGGGGAAGGACUCCAUGUGGCAUGGUACACAUUUGAAAGCUUUUUCAUAAACAUGAUCUCAUUUGUAAGUGUGCACCCAAUGGGCAUUAUCCCAUUUUGCAUGCGAGGAAAGACGCCCAGAUAUGCUCCCUGUCCAGGAACCCCACCCACAGCAUGAGGUGGAACAGUCCAGACCUGACUGCAGAGGAGAAGCUAAGCCCUGGAGUUCCCUACCCUCCUCCCCAACGGUCCUUAGAGCCCCCACUCCAACUCCCUGUCUUCUGCAUUUAACUCCCAUUCGGGACAGAUAAAUGUGUAAAUUCACCAGUGAGGAGAAGAGGAGCCCAAAAGAAAUACUCUUAAAAUUCCUAGCUCCCUGCAGCAGCCUCUUCCAUACCAGAUGCUAUUGGCCUCAGAUUUUCCCCUCACCCAGAUUUGGCAGGGUGGGGGGAAGGGCCUGCUUUUCUAAAGUUGUUUUUCACUUUGUCACACUGGGUAGAGUGCUAUGGCAUCAUAGCUCACAGCAGCCUCAGACUCUUGGACUCAAGCAAUCCUCUUGCCUCAGCUUCCCAAGUAGCUAGGACUACAGAGGAGAAGUGCCACAGUGACGGGCUAUUUUUAGAGACCGGGGGGUUGUCUCACUCUUGCUCAGGCUGGUCUCAAACUUCUGAACUCAAGCAAUCCACCUGCCUUGGCCUCCCAGAGUGCUAGGAUUACCAGGCCCAGCCAUUUCUAAAGCUGUUCUGAGCAAGGGGCUGGGGAGAGACGCCAGCAGAUUUGGGGCUUACUUCUGUGCAAGCCACUGUCCUCUGCACCUCAGCAGAGAAGGCCCACGUGCUGGGAAAGGAGGGUGGGUCCUGGCCAGGCCUGUCAAAGAGGGCACGCCCUCUCCCCUCUCUGCCCUCCAGGCUCAUCACCCCUCAGCCUGAUUGGGUGUGACAGCUGCAAUUAGAGGCAAGACGCCUUCCUGCCCUUGGAACGUUAAUAUCAAAUUAGAGAAGCAAAAUAACAAAGAAGGCUCUUCUGCCUGCUUCCUGGACAGCCAGCUGCGGAGAUGUAGGGAGUGGGUUUAGAGCUCAGAGUUGAAGAUGAGGGGUUAGGGUCAUCCUCCGAUCCCCACACAGUCAAGUGGUAGGUGUUUAGUUUUUGGUGGGGGAAAAAACUACAGAAGGAAGGGAAAAUGCUCAUGGUUCUUGUUGUUGUUUUGCACACUUGUUAUUUGCCAGGUAGUGUGCACACCUCUUUGUAAUUUAGAAUGACUCCUGAAGGCACUGUUCUCCAGACACUUCAGUGGAAUUUCUUAAGGGUCAUAGAUUUGAACCUAAGGGUUUAUCUGGCUCUCAGACCUGUCCUUUCCUCUAUAUCUGGACUUUGCUAACUGAGCUAGCUCUUUCUAGAGGAGCCAGUCCUUACCAAUCCUUUGUCCCCAGAGAACUCUGACAUUUCAGUCCUGGGUAAUGUUUGUUGGCUGUGGCUGCCUUUGAUUCUGUGUGUGUAUGUGUGUGUCUGUGGACCAUGAAGAUUCCACCUCUGAGUCACUGAUUUGUGAGAGGAGGGAACUGUGGGCUGCUGGGUGAUGGAGAAGCCAUCCAGCAAAUUAUUCAAGAUGACGCCAGCUCCAAGUCUGGAAUAAUUCUAUAGGAAACCAAGCCAAGAAGCCAUUCAUCUGCAACUCAUCUGUUUUGUGAACCGGUCAUAGCAGUUCAGAUCAAUGGAAAAAAACUGUAUGAAUACCACCCAAUGCCAGGUAUUCUGAUAGGAAUUAAGGAACAGAGCAAUGAAAAGGACCCAGUUCCUGACCUCAAGGGGAUCCAGGAAAAUAAAGGAGACUUCUGUUAACCAGAAGAGAUUCAAGGGACUGAAAAUUUAUUUUAACGUGGGCCAGAAAAAAGCAAUUAGGAAGUGACACUUGGUGCCAGUGUACUUCACAGGUGCCAGGCGUCUUCUCUUUUGUGUUCCUAUUUCCUUCCCAUUGCACCCUGAAAGCGGUUGCUUUUACUCUUACUUUACAUGGAAAUUCUCAGAGAAGUUAAGCUGCUUGUCCAAGGCCACACAAUGGCAGAGCUCACACAGUUCUGACUUCCGGUCUCGUGCUUUUUAUACUACCCCACGAAUUGUCCAUAUCCAUUCCAGAGCCAAAUCUAGAGAGACAACAAAACCCCCAUCCUCCCAUAUUAUCCAUGUCCCUGCACGGACAAUCAAAGGCCUGCGACUGUGGCUGUCUGUGACUGAUGUAGGAAUUCUGCCUGCCUUGACAGGGCACUACGUCAUGCUUUGCUAAUGAAAGGUUAUGGCAAUUCAUUUCCCCUCCCACCAAAUUUUUACUUUCCCCCCCUCUGGUCUCAGUGGGAAUGCCUAUGGGUAGGAGAUGGUGGAAGUAAGCAGAGAGAAACUGACAGCUUCAUUCUGCCUCUGGGACUCAUUUUACGGUUAAUUAGGACAUGCAAAUAAGCUGCAAGCUCAUUUAAUACAACCCAACCCCGCCACAUGCAGCCCCACACCACAUCUGGCCCACUUCCCUGGAAGGUACAGGGGGCCCCUGACUGGCCCAGGCAUCUGCCGAGGGCUCCAGCUGCUUCUCCCAGGCCUUGUGGCCUGAGUGUGUCUGUAGAUGUUCUCCCAUAAUAGCAGGAACCAGACAAGAAUCCUUGCUGGGCACAGCUGACAGGGCCUGCAUGGUCUCCCUCCUUCCUCUUCCCAGCCUUUGAGACCUGGAUCUCUCUCCCCCUCCCUCAGGCACCUCAGCGCACUAAGGUGAUUUCUGAAACUAAAUUCGCCCUGAGGAAUAGAAAUCCAGUUCUGCCUCCCCCCCCCCCACCGAGCCUCCCCCCAGGCCCUUGUGAGGGAUGUUUCCUCCAUCUUUCCUAAUUCACACCACCCUUUCCUACCUGGCAUGGACAAAAGCAGGAGCACAUAGCCUGUCUCUUUGGGGAGCCGGGGGCUGGCCUACCUCUCCAGAGCAACUGCCAAUCCAUAUCAGGUGACUCCCUGAGCAGAGUUAAGGCACUUCCGUCACUGUGUACGCUUCAGCACACUGCUUGACCUGUCUGAGCCUCACUUUUCUCAUCCGUGAAUUGGGGGUAAUGUGGGGCUGCUGUGAGAGUUAAAGGGCAUCAGGUGCCUAGGGGUCAAGUGCACUGCCUGGAACACAGCAGAAGCUCAACAGAUAUGGACUGCCAUCCCAUUUCAGGAUCUAACCAUGUGA